Messenger RNA from Pipra filicauda (Wire-tailed manakin), 4324 nucleotides. RefSeq names its product COMM domain containing 10 (gene COMMD10). The record is from RefSeq and is a predicted model, not a curated record. Lineage: Eukaryota; Metazoa; Chordata; Aves; Passeriformes; Pipridae. Bases 71 to 670 code for a protein of 199 amino acids. The transcript has 7 exons.
UGCGAGAGGAGCGGGGCGGAGGCGCUUGGCCCCGCCGGGCCGCCGUCGGGGGCGGGCCCGCGCCGCAGUCAUGGCGGCGCCCGUGGUGCCGGAGAGCGACAGCAUCCGCAGGGCCGUGUCGCUGCUCAACGCCGUGGACUCCGGCCGAUUCCCGCGGCUGCUCUCCCGCCUUCUCCAGAAGCUGCACCUGAAGGCUGAAAGUACCUUCAGUGAAGAGGAGGAAGAAAAACUUCAAAUAGCUUUUUCAUUGGAAAAGCAGGAUCUUCAUCUGGUUCUUGAAACUAUAUCCUUCAUUUUAGAACAGGCAGUCUAUCAUAAUUUGAAGCCUGUGUCAUUGCAACAGCAGCUACAGAGCAUUCACCUGGAUCAAGACAAAGCUGAAGCAUUUGCUACUGCAUGGGCGGCGGCGGGUCAAGAUACGAUUGAAAAGUUCAGGCAGAGGGUUUUGACCCCUCAGAAGCUUGAGACAAUUGGAUGGCAGCUUAAUCUUCAAAUGGCAGAGUCCAAGCAAGCAAAGCUGAAGUCUCCUCAAGCUGUGCUAGAGCUGGGAGUGAGCAAUGAAGAUUCAAAGAACCUGAAGAAAGUGUUUGUAGAAUUUAGCCAUCAGGAGCUGUUUGAGUUCUAUAACAAGCUGGAAACUAUACAAGCACAGCUGGAUUCCCUUACGUGAUGUUUUUGAAGACUUAUUUCUCCAUCACACUCCUGCCACCUCAUUAUUUUGAAUUGAAGAUAGAUUGCCAAGCUGUGUUUGCUGAAGGAUUCAGUGGGUUGCUUCUUGUAAAAUUAUAUGGCUUAUCUACUUUUUAGACCAGUACUGUUAGCCAAGAGUCUUUGUUAACAGUGUGAAGAUUCUAAUGGACUUUCUCUUGUUUGCUGAGUAAUUGUGAAAAAUGGCUUUACCUGCAGUGGAAAAAAACAAAACAAAACAAAAACCAACAAACCCAAACCAAAACAGAAUACUAUGUGCUUCAGAAAUUUCAUUUUUUCUUCCAUCCUUUUCUAUGGGUUACUUAAUUCUGGUAGAAAUUUGCAUACUAGUGAGGGACCAGGAGUAAAAUCUAUUUUUUAGACAUAAAGGAAAUAUAGAAGCUGUAAGAAAAUACACCGCCAAUCAAAUAUCUAAAAUCUCUAUUCUUUUUAAAUGUUAUUCACACAGCUGAUAAUGCUUGCUGCAGAUUUGUCAAAAUAAAUUCAAAAUGUAAAAAUUAAUUGGUUUAUUUUGGGCUGUUGUAACUUCAUUUCAUUAUUUUUGUUAUUUUUCAGUUUGAUGGGUCUUUUUCCUUUGAAAUAAUCAACAGUGUCUCUGAUUUCAGGGUUUACUCUUGGCACUGAGAAUAAAUAUGUCUUCUUAGAACUGCAUUUACACUAAUGAGUCUAAGUAGUGUGGUGUAUAACUGAGGGGAGAAAUCUCAGGGUAGGUAACAACACUAAAUAGUCUGGCAGUCAGAUUUCAGAAAGCUCUAUGUUGAUCCUUUCUCAUGCUGUUUUUACCACUGUUUUUACAUUGAACAGGAAAAAAUGAAGUACAGUGAUUAUAGACCAUAUUUUCUUCCAUUGUUUCGGGAUGAUUCAUGAGCAGCAUGAGAAGGGUGUUCAGGACCUGUGUUCAGGUCCUCCUGUGCCAGAUUUUUAGUUUUUUUGCUUUUAGAGGGUCGUUUUGUGCCUUUUUGUUGCUUUGUUAGGAAUUGUGCUGUCACCUCUAGAAUACUGUGAGGUUUGCACACAUUGUCUAAGCUGAGAGUUAAUAGAUUUAGAAGGUAAGGUCUUUAACAGCCUAUGAGUGAGUAAAGGGCACUGAAGACAAAAAACACACUUAUCAUGGUUCUUAACUGAAAUGCCAAAUGGUAUUCUACCCCUCUGGUAUGGUAACACUAUUACCCUGAUGGAAAGAAGAAAUGAGUCACUGUUGCACAGCAGAAUAUUACCUGCCGAAAUCACAUCUUGUCUUAAGCCACUGGCAAAUGGGCCAUAUCUUCUGGAGAUACAAUGCUCCCACCUACAGACAUCACAUCCUCAAUCUGCCUAUUCAACAGCAGCUUGCCAGCUCGUUCAUCUCAUGCUGCAUAGACUGGUGUGGGUCUGCAAGUGAGCACAUCCCCACCAUUCCCUCUGCCUGCAAACAUUAGCAGUGCUUUGUAGUUAGGACAGUUAGGAAAGUCCCUUUCUUCGUGGCACAAAAGUUAUAGCUUCUCUACUGGUCCUGUGGGACAGUAUGGCUUGUGCUAGGACACUGCUCUAGAGCCUUUUCUCUGAGUUUCCAGAGCUUAUGUUCUGGAAGUCAAGUCUGAAGUGAGUUGUAGACUUUCAUUUGUGAAUACAGGACAUCCUAAGGUGUUAUAUGAUGUGAGAGAGUGGUGUAAGUUACAUUUGUGAGUAUAGGCAGUGACUGAUAAAUCCCGGAGCAGGACCUGGACCAUUUUGGAGUGCAGAAGACAUUGGACAAAUCAGCAGGCACAUCUGAAAAAAAGAAGUCAAAGACAGUAGGAAGAAAUGGGGUGCAGGAAAAAGGAAAGAGAGGACAGAGAAAUAGAUAUUCCCAAGAAUGGAAUUUGGGAGUUGGAAAACUAUGAGGAAGAAAGGAGGAACACUGGAAAACAUGACAAAAGUAUAUAUACAAGGAAAACAUUAAGCAAAGUGAGAGAAAAAUGUUAAAGACUGGAAGAGUGGGAAGAAAACAGGGGAAACAAAGUAAACCAGAGUUAACUAUGGAAACUAGCCAGUUGUAUAACUACAUCUAGUAUUUCAAUCUAACCCGUAAGUGUCAGCCUUGAUGCAAAGUUGGUCAAGAUCAAAACCAAGUGUGGGAUAACAAAAAAAUCAGAUUUUAAUACUAGCUUUAGUAUAAAUAUUUGAAAACGAUAAAAUAAUGUUGAAAUGAAAGAAAAAGCCUAAGAUUGCAAGAAUUCUGUAAAAAUUAUUUAGUGUUUAUCCUUGUUUGCAGAUGGCUGAAGAGAUUUAUGAUUUCUUUAGCAAUGGUUGCCUUUUCUUUUUUUACUAGCUAUACUGAAUUUGUAUUGUCAAAAGCCUCAUAAGAGCACAGUUGUUAUCUUGUCAAGGACCACUGAGAAAUAAACAUUUAGUUUAGAGAGACUUUUCUUUAUGUAAUGGGAAGCUUUGGGGUUGUACAUUAUUAUGUAGCAAGGACAUAACCUGUACCUUGUUAGAGAAGAGCAUUGUCACUUAAGUGAUCCUGAAUAAGGAGAGAAAAUUGACCAACUGUGAAAAGACAGAAGUAUUUAGGAGUUUUUUGUUACUUCUUGCAGAAAAGAAGGUUUUUGUUCUGGUUGCUGCUCUCUCAGCCUCAGUGGACCUGGAGAGGGGAAGUUUAGUCUUCCCCUUAGAGAAGCUGUCCCUGCUUAGUUUGUAUAAAGUCCUGUUGACCCAGAAGUGUCAGGGAACAAGAGGAAAAACAAGGACUACCACAGUCUGGAUAAUGCCUGGGGAAAUAGGGAUAUCUGCCUGCAUCAGGGACUAGAUCCAAUGCUGUACCUUAGAGGUGGCAGAAAGAAAAACAGGCCCCGGGAGGAAGAAGGCACGUAGCCUAUACAGAACUGAAUACACCAGGUUGAUGUGGGAGCCUAGACAGGUACAUGCAUGCUGAAGGUGUUCAAGCUUUGCUUAUGUGUUCUGGUAAAACAUAGGCUGUAGAGGGAGUCUUGUAGGUAUUUUGGAGAUUUUAUUGCAGUAAAGGAAAGGAACACAUCCCAGGCUCUUUUCAGUUAGGGUCAUAGCAAAGUAUUGGUCUGUAAUAUCUCUUGGACAUGAUCCAGAAUUGAAAUUAUCAAGGCUUCAGAUAGUGUUGAAGGAAGAUAUUUGCAGAGAUUUAUUGAGCUUUAAAACUGGAAAUUGGAAUGAGUAAGAAUUACUAAAUCUUCUUUCAGAUCUUUCAGUGCAUUUUAAAAACAUUUGAUUCAUCUUUGUUCAGACAAGACAGUAUUUUCCGUGACUGUACUUCUCUCAAAGCUAUAAUGUCAAAAUCUGCCUCAAAUGGACUAUUGGCAAAGGAAGGAAAUCUUUUGGUUUGAGUAUAACAAGCAUCAGUAUUGUUUUGACAUGAAGACUUGGAGUUCUGGGGCUAAGUGAAAGCCAGUGUGAGAACUGCCUCUAAAAUACCAAAUUACUGAUGAAGAGCAACCAGUUGUACAUCACUGAGCAAAACCAACACUAAUAGCACAUUAAUACUGGUUGAGUACAAAUGCAUUACAUUAUCUUUUCUCAGUUCAGAUUUAGACAUGUAAUUCCUGUUUCUCAACCAAGUAUGAAAUGUCUGUAAGUUUUUGCAUUCCAUUUUUGUUGAAAUAAAAUAUAUAGUUAGAUAGACAAA